UUGUGACUUAUGGAUAGGAGGAAAUGUUUGUUUGGUGCCGUAGAAGUGAAGUUCAUUUUUUUUCUAAGAUAGUUUUGAAAAUUGUUUAAAUAUGGAUUUAAAAUUAUAUAUGUAGUGCAAGUCACAUAUAAUGCUUUUAUUCUUGAAAAAAACUAAUAAAAUGUGACAUGAGUGCAGCACAAAUGGAAAAAAGUGUCCAAAUGUGGUUAAAAUUGUCAUGUCAUUUUCAUGAGGUGAAUAUAUCUUUAUUUUUUUCUUUAUUAUUUGUUUUUUCUGCCUAUUUAUGCCUUUAAAUGCUGGAUUUGCCAGAGUACGUUUCUCAUAUUUGCCCAAUAAAGCAUUAAGAUGUCAAAAUAAGUGUUUAUAAAUAAAGUUUUUUUUAUUUGGUGGUUUAUAUUAAGGAAAUGACACUAAUUAUGAAUAAAAUUUAAACUAUUUAAUUAGAUAAUGUCAAGUUUUAAGGAGUUAAUAAGUUCAAGACAACUUUUUUUUAUUAAAGUUAAUUAACUUUGAUAGAAAUACAGUUUUAUAUGUUAAUAUUGAAUGAAUAUAAAUACAAACGACCAGAAAACAAUAUCAUUUUGUUUCCCUUUUGAAAGUAUUAAAUUCCAAAUGCAAACUUCUUAGUACUUUUAUCCCCGCGCGCCCUCUUGUGGUCACUUUUAUUAACACAGUCGAUUUUAGACUCACCUUGUUCUUUUCUUUUGGGGAAGAUUAGCCCCGCCCACCAAGUUACAACUCCCAGACUGGGAAUAAAAAAAAACCUCUUCAAGUUCUGCCUGAGAGAAGUCUUUAUUCUGAGUCCAUCAUUUCGAGGUUAAAUUCCCUCGUUGCUUUGAGGGCUUUAACUUUAAACCCAUCCCAUAAUAUAUCCAAACUGUUUUUUUAAAGAACAAAAGGUGGAAAACUUUUUUAUUUAAGUCGCUUCUCUGCAGGACGAAACUCCAGGAUCAUCGCAGCUUCAAGAACUGACCAGGAACAGAAGAAAUGAUGGGAUUUUAAUUUGAAAACCACUUGUAAUUUUCACGUUUUCCCCCUUAAAACUUCAUUUUUUUUCUUAAAAACUUUCCAAACUUAGACCAGGUUAACUACUUCGUCCUGGAUGCUGCGAUGCGCAGAAAGUGACGGGGAUCCUCAUCGCUUCUACACAUUUCAACGAGUUGGAAAACGCCAUGAAAGACGACUUUGCAGACGAGGAGGAAGUACAAUCUUUUGGAUACAAGAGAUUCGGGAUCCAGGAAGGAACCCAAUGCACUAAGUGUAAGAAUGAAUGGGCGCUGAAGGCUUCCAUAGCUCUCCUGUACGUGCUGUGUACUCUGCUCACCAUCGCUGUUGCUGUACUCGGGUAUAAAGUUGUACAAAAAGUCGACACUGUUUCUGAAGGUAUCGCCACCUAUGGAGGGAAAAUAAUUGCUGUCGAAAGCGAUUUAAAAAAGCUAGAUGAUCAAACAGGGGAGAAGUCGGAGAACACAUCUACAGAGAUCCAGGUUUUUAAGAGAAACAUCUGGGCUCUUCAGAGGCAGCUGUCUGACGUGGAGAAACGCAUCGACAGCGAUCAAGUUAAGCUGAAUCAGCUGCAGAACGUUGGCUCUGACAUCCAGAGCAGCCAGGGUUCCAUUCAAGGACUGCUCAACAGCAACACAGCGGCGCUGCAUUCUGUGAACGGCACCAUACAGUCUUAUGGCAGCAUCAUCAAGGGUCUGCAGGAGGACACGGCGAGGUUGCAGCGGGAGCUCCAACUGCAGGUCAAAUUCCAAAACCAGGCACUGUUCAGCAUCGGCAGCCUCAACAUCACUCAGGCCCAACAGAGAGGCCUCCUCACCUCUCUGCAGCGUUCACUGGAUGACACCAGCACUGCUAUCCAGAGAAUGCACAACGACUUCCACAGCCUGGAGCAGACGGCCCGACAGGCACACGCUGAUGCCGACUGGCUUCGGAGCAAAGUGGAAAACCUGCAAGUCAUGGCCAACAACGUCUCAACUUUGACGAAAGCCAACAACGACAGUUUGGAGGAUGUGGGGGCACAGCUAGCUAUCAUGGCAAGCCAACUGCAGAACACCAGCAGCGUGGUAGAUGCCCACGAUCAGACCCUGAGGGAGAUCACGGAACAGCAAAGGGACUUCAGCAACUUCACAUCUGCAAGGUUCGACCGGCUGGAGAUGAGGCUGGAUGAGUCGGAGCAGAGCAUAGACCGCGUGACCGGCAACAUGAGCUUUACCACGCAGCUGCUGGGGUCCAUCAACCUGAACCUCAAUGACCUGCGCACUUGUUCGGAUACAGUUGGGCGCCACUCUGACUUCCUGCAGAACCUCAACAGCAGCGUGAUGGACGCGAGGACAGAUGCGGCCAGUCUCAGGUCUCAGCAGGAAGAAUUGGCAUCAAGGUUGGACAAGGAAGUCACAAGCCUUUCCAUGGUCAUGGAAGAGAUGAAGCUGGUUGAUACCAAGCACUCACAACUAAUAACCAACUUUACUAUUUUACAAGGUCCACCAGGUCCCAGAGGGUCAAGAGGGGACAGAGGACCUCAAGGACCACCUGGUCAGACAGGUUCAAAGGGAGAGAAGGGAGAAAAGGGAGCUCCAGGAAUAAGAGGACCAAGAGGAGAACAGGGUGGUCCAGGAACGCCAGGUCUUCCUGGGUUAAGAGGCCUCCCUGGCGUUCCUGGUAGUCCUGGAUCAAAGGGCCCUCGAGGAUCAGGAGGCAGGGCGGGACCUCCAGGAGCUAAAGGAGAGCCAGGCUCCGCUGGUCUCCCCGGAAGAGAUGGGCUGCCUGGUCUAAUGGGGCCUCAAGGUCCACCAGGAGUUCGUGGCCCAACGGGACCUCCUGGUGAGCAAGGACCAAGAGGACUGCCAGGCCCAGUGGGGCCCCCUGGUGCAGCGGGACCACCGGGACCACCAGGACUUCCAAUUCAUGCUCCGGUAGUUCCGUUUGAACCUGUGUCAAUGCAGGAUGAUGCAAUGGCUCCCACACUGUGGGCACCAGGAUGUCCUGCUGAGUGGGUGAACUACAGAAACGCCUGCUACUUUUUUUCCAAAGACAUGCUCAGCUUUGAUGAUGCAAAAGCAGCGUGUCAGUCGAAAUCUGCCUCUUUAGUGAUCAUCAACGACUUGGAGGAACAGAAAUGGUUAAAGACGCGGACGCUCGGAAAAGGUUAUUUCUGGAUGGCUCUGACAGACAGGGAGGAGGAGAACGCGUGGCGCUGGCUGGACGGCACUGAGCCUGCUUUUACAAACUGGAAACCCGGACAACCGGACAACUGGGGCCACAGCCAUGAAGCAGGAGAAGACUGCGGCGGUCUCAUCCACGAAGGCUUGUGGAACGAUUUCUUCUGUGAAGACCACAUUAGCUACAUCUGUGAGAAGCAAACAGACACCUCAAGAUCUACAGGACCAUAGCGAGGCGCUGAAAGUGGGCCGACGGCGAGCAGCUACACUUCACCCACAUCCCUGGACGGAUACAAGUCCGUACGGAGAGAGCAAAGGGACAUUUUUGAAAUUUCUGUUCUCUUCCAAAGUCAGCAAGUGCAAUACAGCAGCUCAUCCAAAGACGAAAUUACAAAAUUGAGUUAUAAAUAUAUAUUUUUUUGGUACAUUUUAUAAAACUGUACUCCAACUGAAUGUAUAUUUCUGCAUUUUCUCUUAGUACGUAAUUAAAGGUGCAGAAUGAGGCACAAACAGAUGUUGCUGACAUGCAAUCUUUAAGGAAACUCUCAUCCAGCCUCACGAAUGUAUAGAAUUCAUGUAUGCAUAUGUAGGAGUAGGUUAAUCUUAGGAAAAUGUCACAGUCAGCUUAUGUUUUGGUCAAAACGUUUAUGCUUUAAUACUUUUAUUUUCAUUUUUACAAACUUGUUCUUGAUUUUUUUUUCUGAGCUUUCCUACAAAGUAGAUAAUCAUCUGCACUCAGGUUUAAAUUAAACAAAUGAAGGAAAAAUGCAAAUAAAAUCCAUAAAACCCACAAAUCUUUUGUAUUUUCUGUGUAUUUACAUGUAAACAAACACAUCCCUUUUCACCACAAAGUGUUCCUUGGUGUUGUAGCAUUGUGUUUAUUCACUUUGCACAAAAAAGUAUUUUCACAUUUUUCCGUUUUUUUCCUUAAAAAUAACUUUCUUGCUGCAUGAAGCAUUUUUUUUCCCCUUUUUUUGUCUUUAUUUGUAACCGAAUAAA
Oryzias melastigma (Indian medaka) is the source of this 4163-nucleotide messenger RNA. RefSeq names its product collectin-12. The transcript is spliced from 10 exons. The record is from RefSeq and is a predicted model, not a curated record. NCBI's taxonomy places the organism in Eukaryota, Metazoa, Chordata, Actinopteri, Beloniformes, Adrianichthyidae. The coding region runs from base 1173 to 3395 and encodes 740 amino acids.